Messenger RNA from Rhipicephalus microplus (southern cattle tick), 812 nucleotides. RefSeq lists its product as uncharacterized. Gene Ontology annotation, cellular component: extracellular region. The record is from RefSeq and is a predicted model, not a curated record. NCBI's taxonomy places the organism in Eukaryota, Metazoa, Arthropoda, Arachnida, Ixodida, Ixodidae. Gene Ontology annotation, molecular function: chitin binding.
AUCGCCACAUUACGCAAUGUCUGCUUUAUAAGCAGCUGGUACCACCCUUCCAGAGUCACGGAGGUCGCUCAUCCACCGGCGUGCACAAGACACAUUCUUGAGGAACUCGCAGCACAUCGACAAGAAUCAAGAUGGUCAAUUCGAAAGUCGUGGUCAAGGGGGUGGCAGUGGUCGCGGUCGUCGUCAUGGUUGUUGUGUCCGUGGUCGUGCCGGUGGUCCAGGGAAAGCCCAAGGCCAGCAGUGGUGGACCAGCGGCCGGCGCCCCGGACUUCUCGAAGUUCUUGGGACCACCUCUUCCCAGCGAGGACUGCGUGGGUGUGGUGGCCGCCCCAGGUGCUGCCGCCCUGGUGGCCGACCCGAACGACUGCACCAAGUACUCCGUGUGCUCGGAGACGUUCAGCUCGAAGUUCGACUGCCCACCCGGCCAGCACUUCAGCCCGGCCGACAACAGAUGCGCGACCCCGGAGGAGGCCAAGUGCGACCCCGCUUUUGCCGACAAUGAUGCCGCCGAGGAUGAAGCAAUCAACGUCGAUGUGAAGUCCGUUGCGGCCGAUGUCGUUGACGCCGCCGACGUGGAGGUUGAUGCCGCCAACAUCGUCGCCACCGAUGUCUAAACAUUCGGUCUGCACCGCACGCUGGCUGUGGGUGCACGCAAGUACCGACGUCUUGUCUAUACUCGACGACCACCUUCGCUGGAGACGUGCGUGAAACAGGGCCACACAUUACGGAACAAGGAUGCCCAUGGAUUCCUUCUUAGCCUCCGAGAUACCUGUUGCAAAGAAAUAAAAGUGAUGGUGUUGUGUGUUCCUGAA